Molecule: messenger RNA, 1899 nt
Organism: Scomber scombrus (Atlantic mackerel)
Lineage: Eukaryota; Metazoa; Chordata; Actinopteri; Scombriformes; Scombridae
Gene: rad21b
Product: RAD21 cohesin complex component b
Exons: 13
Coding region: 1-1899 (632 amino acids)
Biological process (GO): synaptonemal complex assembly; replication-born double-strand break repair via sister chromatid exchange; mitotic sister chromatid cohesion
Cellular component (GO): synaptonemal complex; cohesin complex
Molecular function (GO): protein binding; chromatin binding
Source: RefSeq, a predicted model, not a curated record
AUGUUUUACGCCCACUUUGUCCUCAGCAAACGUGGGCCGCUGGCCAAAAUCUGGCUGGCGGCCCACUGGGACAAGAAGUUGACCAAGGCACAUGUGUUUGAGUGCAAUCUGGAGAGCAGCGUGGAGAGCAUCAUCUCACCCAAGGUGAAGAUGGCUUUGAGGACAUCAGGGCAUCUGCUGCUGGGGGUGGUGAGGAUCUACCACAGGAAGGCCAAGUAUCUGCUGGCAGACUGCAACGAGGCCUUCAUUAAAAUCAAGAUGGCGUUUAGACCAGGUGUGGUGGAUCUUCCGGAGGAGAACAGAGAGGCGGCCUACAACGCUAUCACGCUACCUGAAGAGUUUCACGAUUUUGACCAGCCGCUACCAGACCUCGAUGACAUUGACGUGGCUCAGCAAUUCAAUUUAAACCAGAGUAGAGUGGAGGAGAUCACCAUGAGAGAGGAGGUGGGGAACCUCAACCUGCUGCAAGACAAUGACUUCGCUGACUUCGGGAUGGACGAUCGGGAGAUGAUGCGGGAGGAGAGCGCGUUCGAGGUGGACAUCAUGGGAGCGUCAGCCUCCAACCUGCUGCUUGAGGCUGAGGCUGUAACUAACCAGAUGGCCGACAAGUCCAACCAUCUGGAGUACGACGACCAGUACAAGGACGACUUCGGAGACAACCCCAUGGAGAGCAAUGAGGGAGGCAUGCUGGUGGACAAGCUGUUGAGUAACGAGGACGGCGGCGGCAUCUUUGAUGACCCUCCUGCCAUCGCAGAGAGUGUGAUGAUGCCUCAGGACCACGGGGACGAUGACGACGACUUCGAUGCUCUUUCAGCCGGCGCUCCAGAUAGUCCAGAAUCAGGCCCAACAGAGCCUCUACCUGCCAUGGCUGACCAGACAGAACAGACCACCCUGGUUCACAACGAGGAAGAAACCUUCGCCCUGGAGCCCAUUGACAUCACAGUUAAGGAGACAAAGGCAAAGCGUAAGAGGAAGCUGAUUGUGGACAGCGUGAAGGAGCUGGACAGCAAAACUAUCCGCGCACAGCUGUCUGACUACUCGGACAUCGUCACCACCCUGGACCUGGCUCCUCCCACCAAGAAGCUGAUGAUGUGGAAGGAGACCGGAGGAGUCGAGAAGCUGUUCUCCCUCCCUGCUCAGCCUCUGUGGAACGCCAGGCUGCUAAAGAUGUUCACAAGGUGUCUGACGCCGCUGGUCCCAGACGAGCUGAGGAAGAGGAGGAAAGGUGGAGAGGCCGACAGUCUGGAUGAGUUCCUCAAAGAUCUGGAGAACCCUGAGGUACCCAGAGAAGAAACAGCAGGCCCCCAACAAAGAGACAUCAUGGACCAGACCAUCAUGGAGGAGGCCAGCGUUCUGCAAACUUCAGCUGUGGAGGGCAGCAGGACGACACUCGACGAGUCCAUCAUGCCCCCUCCAUCUUCACAACGUGGCCUGAAACGCAAGGCCCAGGACACAGAGCCAGCCCUGCCCGUGAGUACAACUGGACCCCUGCAGGUUUUUCAGCUCGAGCCGUCCAAUGUGGAGCUGCCUCCGGAGGAGACCACUAACAUCAGCCAGCUCAUUGAGUUGGACCUGCUGGGAGAGAAGGACAAGAAGAAGGGCGAUGAUGACUCUGAUGAGGAGGAGGAGGAGGGGCAGGGAGGAGACCAGGACCAGGAGGAAAGGAGGUGGAACAAAAGAACCCAGCAGAUGCUUCAUGGCCUCCAGAGGGUGAUGGCCAAAACAGGUGCACAGUCCGUCAGCCUGCUGGACCUUUGCAGGAACAAUAACAAGAAGCAGGCGGCAGCCAAGUUCUACAGCUUCCUGGUGCUGAAGAAGCAGCAGGCGGUGGAGCUGGUGCAGGAGGAGCCUUACAGCGACAUCGUAGCGACGCCGGGACCUCGCUUCCACAUCAUCUAA